Messenger RNA from Trichomonas vaginalis G3, 840 nucleotides. RefSeq lists its product as uncharacterized. NCBI's taxonomy places the organism in Eukaryota, Parabasalia, Trichomonadida, Trichomonadidae. The transcript has a single exon. The record is from RefSeq and is a predicted model, not a curated record. Bases 1 to 840 code for a protein of 279 amino acids.
AUGGCUCCUAGACGACUUCCUCGCUUCUUUCCAGGUAUAAUUCCUUCAUUGGAGAUGUAUUCUCCUAAAAAGAAAGAAGAAAUUCGCGAAAUUAAACCAAAAACUCCGAAAAUUCAAGACGAAGAAGUAAAAGCGAGCCCUACAAAGCUUGCCGCCUUGAAGAUGGUCCGACCUAUUGUCACAAUCAGUGAUAAAAAGAUAGAACACAUUGUAACUUCGACGGAUUCAGCGAAUAUCAAGGAUUCUAUAUCGGCAACAGUAUUCAAUAACCUUGUUAAAAAUUCCAUCUUCGGAGAUCAGGCACAGUUAAGCAAUGGAUCUGAGGUUUUCGAAGAAGAAAAAGAAAAUCAAAAUCAAAUUAAGGUUGAAAACGACCAAAACGACAAAUCUAAUGAUGAACUGAUAGACGAACAGAAGCAUGAAGAAGUCCAACCCUCAAAUAGCCCUGAAAACGAAAUUUUGAAAGAAAAUGAAAAAAUGCCAAAUCCUGAAAACAAAGCGGAAUCGAAUAAUAAUGAUGAAAAUGAUUCCCCUACAAUGCAGCCAUUAACACCGACGAAACAGAUAAAGCAUAAAAAGCUUGAUUCUAAACGUCCUAAAUAUGUAUCAACAAGUCAUGAAGAUUUUAAGUAUCUUGAUAUACCGACAUCUCCUGAUCCUACAAAGUGCUUGUUAUCACCAACUGUUUAUGAUUUACCAUCUGAAAACGAAAUAUUGGAUGAAGGAAUGGAAGAAGAAGAUAUUCCUGAACCAGAAGAAGAAAAUAUGGAGCCAUUAGAAGAGCUCCAUGAGUUUGAUGAAGAAGAAGAUGAUUAUGCUGAAGAUGAAAUGGAAUUAUAA